AUGGGUAAAUCUUCAAACCUUGUACGUAAAAAUAAAUACAUUCGUUAUAGACAACAACGAAAAUCAAAUAAAAUUUCUUAUCAAAACGAAAUAAAAAAAAAGGAAGAGGAGAUCGGGGACCUGCAAGUAAAAGUCCAAGAACUUGAAAAAUUUAUCACCGAAGCCGGAGAAACG
Funneliformis caledonium is the source of this 174-nucleotide messenger RNA. The record is from the annotation of a GenBank genome assembly. NCBI's taxonomy places the organism in Eukaryota, Fungi, Glomeromycota, Glomeromycetes, Glomerales, Glomeraceae.